GCCACCGGAAGUGGUUUUUUAACGUGUAGCGGAAGUCAUAUCACAAACGGCUGCGGAGUUCAGUCUUGAAAAUAAAGUGUCUUAUUUCACGAUUUGAAAAUAACCGGUGAAAGGUGUGUUGAGAUGCGGCGAUCUAAGCGGAUGCGGUCUCCGGAUGGCUGGAUCGCGGAGUACAGCUGGGAGGAGAGGGUGGAGGUGCACAAGAGACCGAAGCGCAGCUCACCCAGCGGGGAACGAGACCGGCAGCCCGGGCGAACACAUCACUAUAAAACAUACGAGAGGUGUCACAUUAGCUCCAAGAGGCUGGAGUGCCGAGAGCGCAGGGCCAGAGAGGCCAGUCCGGAGCAUGGCUGUUAUAAGGCUCAGGUUGACCCGAUCAGCGAGAUGGAGAGGGAGAAAGACGGCAAGCACUACAGCCAGUCAUCCGCGCGCAGCGGGCGCAGUCGGCGCAGCAGCAGAGAGCACCAGCGUUCACGCCACCCCAGUCCCUCCUCAAACUCGAGAAGUCAUCGCAGGAAAAGAACCAAGAGUAUUGAGGAUGAUGAGGAGGGUCACCUGGUCUAUCACAAUGGAGACAUGCUAAGAGCAAGAUAUGAGAUUGUAGGGACUCUGGGCGAAGGAGCCUUUGGAAAAGUGGUGCAGUGCCUCGAUCACUCAAAAGGUGGUGCACGAGUGGCGUUGAAGAUCAUCAAAAACAUUGAGCGCUACCGUGAGGCAGCAUUGUCAGAAGUUGAUGUGCUUGAGCGGAUAAAUUCGCUUGAUGGUGAAAAAAGAUUUGCUUGUGUCCGGAUGCUAGACUGGUUCGAUCACCACGGCCACGUCUGCAUAGUGUUUGAGCUGCUGGGACUGAGCACAUAUGACUUCUUGAAGGAGAAUGGAUUCAUGCCCUUCUCACUGAAUCAGAUCAGACUCAUGGCAGAUCAGAUCUUUAGAGCCGUGCUCUUUCUGCAUCGUAAUAAGUUGACGCACACUGACCUUAAACCUGAAAACAUUCUCUUUGUGGACUCCAACUAUGACAUUAAAUAUAACUUCAAGAUGAAGCGAGAGGAGAAGACCUUGAAGAGGCUGGAUGUGAAAGUGGUGGACUUUGGCAAUGCUACCUAUGACCAUGAGCAUCACACCUCUCUGGUGUCAACUCGCCACUACAGAGCUCCGGAAGUUAUUUUGGAACUGGGCUGGAACCAGGCGUGUGACGUGUGGAGUUUGGGCUGCAUCCUGAUUGAAUUUUAUCUGGGAUUAACGUUAUUUCAGACUCAUGACAGUAAAGAGCAUCUAGCCAUGAUGGAGAAGGUUCUAGGCCCCAUACCGACACACCUACUCCAGAAAACCAGGAAGCGGCGUUAUGUGCAUCAUGACAAACUGGACUGGGACGAGCACAGCUCUGCAGGGAGAUACGUGAGGAAACACUGUAAACCUCUAAAGCAAUAUAUGUCCUCUAAAACCACGGACCAUGAGCUGCUUUUUGACCUGCUGCAGAAGAUGAUGGAGUACGAUUCAUCCAAAAGAAUCACCCUGGAUCAGGCCAUCGGACAUCCCUUUUUCAACCCGUUAAGAAAAGAGAGAAAGUGACUCGAAGGCGACAUUGAGUGAACAUUACUGCUCCCAGGGAGACCGCUGCUGACUGUAUCAGUCCGCUUUAAGACUGCCUGCUUCAUUACCUCUGUCUGUAUUUAUUGUCAGUUUGAACAUAGGGGCCAAAUUCCUCUGUACUUUUGACACAAUAAACUUGAAUGAUUUGAAUGCAUGCCA
This is a messenger RNA of Pimephales promelas (fathead minnow), 1749 nucleotides long. Lineage: Eukaryota; Metazoa; Chordata; Actinopteri; Cypriniformes; Leuciscidae. The record is from RefSeq and is a predicted model, not a curated record.